Molecule: messenger RNA, 1006 nt
Organism: Aphanomyces astaci
Lineage: Eukaryota; Oomycota; Saprolegniomycetes; Saprolegniales; Verrucalvaceae
Exons: 3
Coding region: 76-900 (274 amino acids)
Source: RefSeq, a predicted model, not a curated record
GCUAUUUCUAGCGUAUUCGCUUGCUUACGGUUAUCGGGUUUGAAUUCCUCAUUUUGAUCGUUAGCAGGCUGAUCGAUGGACGAGUCAGCACCUUUGGACGCAGCCGACCAGCCCUUCUACGACGCCAUCAAGGCAGCGCAUGGCGAUGACGUGAGCAGCGAGUUUUGCAUCCGCCUUGCGCGCGCGUUUCGCGGCGAUAAGAAGCACCGCAUGGAAAAGACCUUGGCCGAAGUCAAACGAAUCAAGGAUUGGCGUACGCAAAACGGCGCCGAUGGGAUUUUGACGGUGCCGUUGGAAAAAGCGAGUUUGUUUCACCAGUGCUGGCCGUCGGCAGUGUACGGCGAGGACGCAGCGGGCCAUGUAAUCAACAUGGAGCGUCUCGUCGAGAUCAAUGUGGACAGCUUCCACGCCCAUUUCACCGUGGACGAGAUCCUCCGUCACCGUAUGAAACACUUGGAGCAUAUCCAAGCAGAGUUGGCGGCGUCGUCCAAACGCAAGGGCAAACUCGUGUACAAGCACAUUUACAUUUUCGACCUGGCGGGGAUGGCGUGGAAACAUGUAGCGCCCAGCGUCAUGUCGUACUUGAAGCCGAUUUUCGACCUCGGUCAAGUGUACUACCCCGAAUCGCUCUUCCGCAUGUACCUUGUGAACGCACCGUUUGUGUUUUGGGGCACGUGGAAGGUCAUUUCAUCGUUCAUCGACCCCGAAACCCGCCAAAAGAUUCAAAUUUACAAGUCCGCGCCCGCAUUUGUCGUCGAGGCGCAAAAGCAAGGCAUGGCCCUCGAUGCCCUCCCCAGCCUCCUCGGCGGCAACCAUCCCGGACGACCCAUCGCGGACCUCGACCCACCAACCGAAUCGGUCGUGUCGGCUGUCCCCGAUACCGCUGCCAUACCGACUUAACACACAGAUCUCGAGGCUUUGACUUAAAGGAGUACUAUGUCAUCUACCGCAUGAGCUGUGGCUACUACGCGUAAUUGGAAUACUUUAUGUACUACGUAUGGCCCCA